AGACCACCUCGGAAACCGGUUUCGCGGGGAGAUGGGGACUGAACCACUGGAACAGGUCACCUGGUCGACCCUCUACUCUGGGGAUAGUGACGAUGUCUACCCUUCAGUGACUCUACCAGAACUCUGCCAUAAGGCUGAUGUCCAGUCUUUCAGCAGGGCCUUUCAGCCAAGUAUCUCUCUCACAGUAGCUGCCUUUGGCCUGGCAGGCAAUGGCCUUGUCUUGGCCACCCACCUCGCUGCCCACCGAGCAGCCCGCUCACCAACCUCAGCUCAUUUACUCCAGCUGGCCUUGGCAGAUCUACUUCUGGCAUUGACCUUGCCCUUCGCAGCAGCCGGAGCUCUGCAAGGAUGGACACUGGGCAGUAUUCUCUGCCGAACAGUCUCAGGCCUCUACUCCGCCUCCUUCCAUGCAGGCUUCCUUUUCUUAGCUUGCAUAAGUGCUGAUCGCUACGUGGCCAUAGCUCAGGCUUCCCCAGGGGGCCACAGGCCCCCAGCUCCUGGGAGGACCCAUGUGGUCUCCGCAGCAAUCUGGCUGCUUUCCCUGCUCCUGGCGCUGCCCUCUCUCCUCUAUGGCCAAGAUGGGCAUCGAGAUGGGCAAAGGCGAUGCCGACUGGUAUUUCCUGAGGGUCUGACCCAGGCAGUCAAGGGGGCCAGCGCCGUAGCCCAGGUGAUCCUGGGCUUUGCGCUGCCCCUCGCAGUCAUGGUGGCCUGUUACGCCCUGUUGGGCCGGACACUGUUAGCCGCCAGAGGGCCAGAACGUCGCCGAGCCCUGCGCGUUGUGGUGGCCUUGGUGGUGGCUUUCGUGGUCCUGCAGUUACCCUACAGCCUAGCCUUGUUGUUGGACACCACAGACCUGCUGACUGCCAGAGAGCGAAGUUGUUCAGCUAGCAAGCGCAAGGAUAUGGCACUGUUGGUGACCGGUGGUCUGGCCCUUGCUCGUUGUGGCCUCAAUCCUGUACUCUACGCCUUCCUAGGGCUUCGCUUUCGCCAGGACCUCAGGAGAUUGCUUCGAGAGAAGCAAAUUGAGAUACAGACAGGAAAGUGACCUGCCUCGGGGGCCGGAGUUCCCGCGGCCCUUUCUCCAUCUUUUCUGCACACAGGGCCGGAGGAAACGGGAUGAGCCUGCAGGAGAGAGGAAGAACUUCCUGACUAUUAAGGGUAGAAAGUCUGGAAAGGGGAGGGGAAGAGUGAGGGGUGUGUCCAUCCCAGGAGACCACCUUCUGUCUGUCCAAGCUAGGGAGGGAUCUCUUUGGUGGAGGUCAGUCGCUGACCUCUGGGGAAAGUCCCUUUAAAUCCUGCUCUUUCUAACCAGAGGCAAACCUCCAAGGCACACGUGACCGACCCCAAGGGUAUUUUUUCACAGCCUAGGGCUGAGCCUGCUCUCAACAGUGGACGGAGGAGGGGCGGGGUGGGGUCUGGGCGGAGCCCCGGCAGAGCCCCUCCCCAGUGUGCCUUCUUAACUCCGGCGGGUCUAUCUUCUUGGGACCCCCUGCGGCCCUAUUGGAGCCUGGAUCUGGGAAACCGCUCCAAGUUCGGCCUCAGUCUCCUCCAGGGGCCGCGAGGGAGAGGGAGAGAGAUGGGGGGAGGCGGCGCUGAUUCCCAGGGAGGGCAUAACACUCCAGCCGCUGGGGACUCGAGUCCCGAACCCUUCACCCAGAGACUGCGGGAAGCGCUGCUGAGUCAGCAGCGCGCGCUCCCGACCCUCCGCCUGUGCACGCCCGGACUCUCUCUGGGCCCCUCCCUCAGAAUCCUUGCCUUCCCCUUCUCCCGACCGAGCGACUUGGUUAACUCCUUCCUACCCUGGACCGCAUGAGGCUGGAGGAGGAGGCUGAAUGGGUGUCAGGGAUGGGAGUAGAGAUGGGGGAGGGGGUAGGGAAGUAAUUCUUACACCUAGCCUAGACCUCCCGGGCUCCCUCCCAUCCAGGAUACAACUUCCCAGCUCGAGUUUUGGGGGAAGUUUUGAGCUCGAAAACUGUAAUUCCUAUUCUUGCCCUCCGUGGACUAAGUGCUUGCCUCAGUUUCCCCCCCACCCGCCCCGGAAAGGAGGUUGGCCCGGGUAGAGAGUAACAAGUUUUCUUCCUUCUACAGAAGAUCGAGGAAAAUACCCUUUCCACUUAGGCCGGGCCGAGUCCCGAGAAAACUUUCCCACACCUGCCCCUGGGACCAAGGCUCAGAUCUCGUAGGACCAGAAAAAAGUACCCUGAACUCCCUCUAUACUAUCUAUCUUUUCUCGCCCCAAGCACCUUGUCCCCCUGCCACUGGAGAAUCUGCUUCAAGAAGAUCCUUCUUCCAGGAUUUUUUUCAGCCUGUCAUUUUAUUUUUUUAUUUAAAAAUUUCCAUGAAAAAAACUCCCUCCCACCUCCCCUCCUCCACUGAAAAAGAAAAACUCUUAUAACAAGUAUGCAUAAUGAAAAAUAUGCAUAAACUAAUUCCUCAUUGGCCAUGUCCAAAAAAUACAUAUCUCAAUCUACACCCUGAGUCCAUCACUUUUCGCGCCUCCUCGUCAAGUUUAAGCUCUUUGGGAAGGAACUUAAAGGGUUAAAAGCAGAGCGUGGAGGCGGGGCUGUCUUGGCGUCUAACACCCCCCUCUGGACCUCAGAGACCGGGGCGUGGUUAACAUCUCUUCGCUCCUUCUCUCCCUCGCCUUAGCCCGCCCCUCCUGGCUGUCACUAAGCCAGGGGGCACAUGAUGCAACCCGCCGCUACCUCCAUUACCCAAUUGGCUGAAGCUCCCGGCGCCAGGCACUGGAAUUGGUUAAAAGAGGCUGUGACGACAGGCAGACCCUGCCUUGUUCUGGGAGAGGGGAGGGGAGAAAAAAGAAG
Molecule: messenger RNA, 2822 nt
Organism: Vombatus ursinus (common wombat)
Lineage: Eukaryota; Metazoa; Chordata; Mammalia; Diprotodontia; Vombatidae
Gene: CCR10
Product: C-C motif chemokine receptor 10
Exons: 3
Coding region: 32-1045 (337 amino acids)
Biological process (GO): chemotaxis; G protein-coupled receptor signaling pathway; immune response
Cellular component (GO): membrane
Molecular function (GO): C-C chemokine receptor activity
Source: RefSeq, a predicted model, not a curated record